UGCGUUCGGCCGAACAUCUUGGGGCCACAAAACUUUGAACACCAUUUUAGGUUGAGAAUAAUUGGUGAUUGGGACAUAUGACGAAAAAACAAAAAUGUUUAUUAAUAACGUUCUGGUACACUAACCUACGUGAUGCGAUAUCUUCAAACCGCGCAGCAAAAAAUCUCGAGUCUAAAAUACAUCGCAUGAUAUUUGGAUGGGUGUUAAAGAAACAAAUGUUACUAAACAAAGUGCGAUUGCUUCAAAAAAUACGAACAGUGAGAGUGAUAAAUGAAAAAUUUCGCAUAUUUUUCUCAAAAAAUGACAGGCAUUGAUACUGUAUUGAUUUCCAAGUGAGAGUUCAUCAUUAAGCGACGAUUUUGCAAAGUUUCAUAGUUCUUGUUUGUUGAAAUCAACGUCCAUCAUUAACAUUAUUUUAUUUUACUUACGAUUAGUCAAGGCUCGUUGCAGCGGUGUAAAAUGACUGAACCAACUGACGUUUCGUCGUCAGGCUAGGAUUAGAGUUGUCAAAUAGAAAACAAAAGCGCGGCAUAACCAAGAAAGAAUUUAUCCUUCGCCAAAGAUUCUACGAAUUAAUAAACUUGAGUAAGGUAACCCAGAGUAUGAUUCCUCAUUUCUUUGAACAUUAUUGUACGUGCACCUGUCAUCUCGAUCCUGAUCACUUAACCGACAUAGUAUAAACUAUAGUUUGUGAAAUAAAUAAAUAGCAGCUGCAAUGGAUACUGAUAGUGAUUGGAUCUCUGAGACGAUCCUUGGCUCUGGCGGUUUUGGGAUCGUUGAGCUUUGGAGAAAUACUCAUACCGGGGACAAAAUAGCAAUAAAGAAGUGUAAAUCUGGUGAUGCUCAAUUAACUGAAAGGCAGAAGGAAAGAUGGGUGCAUGAGGUUAAUAAAAUGAAUCAAUUGAAACACCAAAAUAUUGUCGCUACUAGACCUUUGCCAGAUGAAUUGAAAAACGUUGAAGGGCCACUGCCUGUACUUUGCAUGGAAUACUGUUCAAAAGGAGAUCUCAGACUUGUAUUAACUAAGAGUGAAAAUUGGUGUGGCUUGGCAGAACCAGAUGCCAUGCAAAUAUUCGGUGAUGUCGCUAGUGCCAUCAGUUACCUUCACUGUCAAAAAAUAACACACAGAGAUUUAAAGCCUGAAAAUGUAGUGUUGCAAGAGAGGAAUAAUAAGGUAAUCUACAAAUUAAUUGAUCUUGGUUACGCCAAGGAACUGGGACACGACAGUAUCCACGCGUCUGCUGUUGGAACGUUAUAUUAUGUUGCUCCAGAAAUAUUGUGGGCAGAAAAAUAUACUUGUUCUGUUGAUUACUGGAGCUUAGGAAUUCUGUUUUAUGAAGUAAUAACUGGCUCAAGACCAUUUUUGCCAAACGAAACAAGUCCUAUAGAAUGGAGGAGACACGUCUCACGUAAAUCAAACGAUGAUAUAUGUGUCCAAUACGAAGAUGGCAGCGUAGUUUAUAAGCAAGAUAUUCAAGAUCCCACUGAUAUAUCACCAUGCAUCAGAAAUGCUUUGAAAGAUUGGUUCAGAACUGUCCUACAAUGGGAUCCAAAAAAACGUGGGCGGCAAUGCCAGAAAAAUGGUACCGAAAUCGUGGUUGUAUUUUCCAUGCUUGCACAAAUUUUAUCCAAGAAGGUGAUUCACGUCUUCUGCGUACCGCAUUAUCGUAUAUAUCACUACGAAAUAUCGAGUGAUACCACUCUUGAGCAACUGAGAUGUUUGAUCGAGCAAGAUACUCAAAUAAGUAUUUCUAGUCAAGAAUUACUUGACCCUGAUGGUGAUCUUCUGGAGGAUGAUGGGAUUAUAAAAUUAAGCGACCUACGAGGUAGAUUACUAACGCUUUCGAAAAAAGAAAGUGUGCUUAGCGAGAUACCUGAUCCAGAAGUGCCGCAUUUGGUUAGAAAAAUCAUUGAAGCACCAAGAAUGACAAUGACCAAAUAUGAAUUGCAGCGGUGCUAUUCCGCUGCAAUAUUUUUUGUCAAAAGAGAAGCUCAACUGUUUCGAUCUUACAUAUUGGCUCUGUGUACGAAAAUCGAUCUAGUCAACUCCAAAUUCGAUACUAUAUCAUCAAAGAAAGAUAACAUGGCCUCAGGCUUCAACUUACUCCAGGAAGAAUUUCACUCAAUGUGUGAAUUAAUACAAAAUGAUGGAACUAACGUCUUAGACACAUUGAAGAACGAAAUUCAAAAUCUAACACAGAAGCUGCAAUUUCUCUCAGAAACGGUCCAUGCUCUCAAAGCAAAAUGCGAUAAAGUUUUACAAGUACGAAACAUUUUAACCAAGCUUGGAGAUAUUGAAUGGACAACAGAAUACAGAGAACUUUUAGAAAAAGCAGAAGGCAUCGUUGAAAACUCUAAAAUACUCUCUGAGAAGAUUAAGCACCAACCAGUUCGUAUGGCCAAGUUUAUAUUUGAACUUCUGAAAUGUCGAAAAAAUCUAAUGAAUAAUGAACAACUUGUCAAUAUAAAAAGUGAAAUUGAUCAUGUGUCGACGGCUCAGGCAGCAAAAGAUCUCUCAAUGCAAGAAAAGUAUAUUGAAUCUGCUGUUGCAUUGGUUGGUGUUUACCGAGAACAAAUUUCAAAUUUGCGUAAGAAAUGGGAAAAUUACAAGCAAGUGGCCAGUUUUCCCAAAAAUUUAGAAAGCAUGGAUGUAGAAUGUAACGUUGAUGAUAACCGUGAAUUGGAAUCUUCCGUACGAAGUCUGAAUGAAGAAGAUGGUUUGACCAGUGAUAAUGUUAUCUAUGAUAACUUGGUAAUACGAUACCUGAUGCUCGACGUUAUUUCUGAAACAUAUGAAAAGUUUAAACAAAUAAUGAACCUGAAUCCAUAAAGAGAUGAAAUCAAACAGAAAAAAUAAUUUUAAAACUUACGUUAAAAGUAUAUAAAACUACGUUGUAUUUUACUCAAAUAUUUUAUUACCGAUUUUUCAUAAAAUACAUAAUUGCUAGAUGGUAGGUCUAUUAUAAACUGUCAGUUAUGAAUUUUGAUUUUAUACAGUGUGAUAUUUGAUACGAAAAAUAUAAUACUUUUUUAAGCAA
Messenger RNA from Neodiprion fabricii, 3038 nucleotides. RefSeq names its product inhibitor of nuclear factor kappa-B kinase subunit beta (gene IKKbeta). The transcript is spliced from 13 exons. Gene Ontology annotation, cellular component: IkappaB kinase complex; cytoplasm. Lineage: Eukaryota; Metazoa; Arthropoda; Insecta; Hymenoptera; Diprionidae. Gene Ontology annotation, molecular function: ATP binding; IkappaB kinase activity. Gene Ontology annotation, biological process: peptidyl-serine phosphorylation; positive regulation of transcription by RNA polymerase II; tumor necrosis factor-mediated signaling pathway. The record is from RefSeq and is a predicted model, not a curated record. The coding region runs from base 716 to 2830 and encodes 704 amino acids.